Messenger RNA from Arabis nemorensis, 2748 nucleotides. The record is from the annotation of a GenBank genome assembly. Lineage: Eukaryota; Viridiplantae; Streptophyta; Magnoliopsida; Brassicales; Brassicaceae.
AUGCCUUGGUGGAGUAAACAUUCAUCUAAAGAUGAAAAGAAGAAAGCUAACAAGGAAAGUAUAAUCGAUGCAUUUAAUCGGAAAUUGGGGUUCGCGUCUGAGGAUAGGUCUAAUGGUCGAUCAAGAAAGUCACGAAGACGACGCGAUGAAAUUGUAGCUCAAAGAGGAGCUAUAUCUCGGUUACCAUCAAGAUCUCCGUCUCCUUCUACUCGGGUUUCACGAUGUCAGAGUUUUGCAGAAAGGUCUCCUGCUGUACCUCUUCCUCGUCCUACUGUCCGUGCUACUGUAAUGAGCACUGAUUCGGGAAUGAAUGGAUCACAGAGACCAGGUUCAGAUGCAAGUCUGAAGUCAUCAUGUCUGCCACUUCCGAAGCCCCAUGGUGCUUCCAGCGCGCCUGAUAAUACCGGUGCUGAGGCUGAUUUUACCACUGCUUCUGUGUCUAGUGGAAGUUCUGUGGGUGACAUUCCAUCUGAUUCUCUUCUCAGUCCACUGGCUUCUGAUUGUGAAAAUGGGAACAGAACAGCAGUAAACAUUUCUUCGAGGGAUCAACCCCUGCAUAGUAACAAAAACUCAGCUGAGAUGUUCAAGCCAGUCCCAAAUUUGCCCAACAAAAACCGGAUUCUGUCGACAUCUCCUAGGCGGAGACCUCUGGGCACUCAUGUGAAGAAUCUACAAAUCCCGCAACGGGAUUUAGUGCUCUGCAGUGCUCCAGAUAGCUUAUUGUCUAGUCCUUCUAGGAGUCCAAUGAGAUCCUUUGUCCCAGAUCAUGUCUCAAACCAUGGGUUGUUGAUAGGCAAACCGUAUUCAGAUGUGUCCUUGCUUGGAUCUGGACAGUGCUCAAGCCCAGGUUCAGGUUACAACUCGGGUAAUAAUUCCAUUGGGGGAGAUAUGUCUUCUCAGCUGUUUUGGCCACAAAGCAGGGCUAGCCCUGAAUGUUCUCCUGUACCUAGUCCAAGAAUGACAAGUCCUGGUCCUAGCUCCAGAAUACAGAGUGGUGCCGUUACACCUCUUCAUCCUCGAGCUGGAGGAUCAACGACUGGGUCACCUACUAGAAGACUUGAUGAUAUCAAACAGCAAAGCCACCGUCUGCCUCUCCCGCCAUUAUUAAUCUCAAAUACUUGUCCGUUUUCGCCCACAUAUUCAGCAGCAACAUCACCGUCUGUCCCCCGAAGUCCAGCAAGGGCAGAGGCUACAGUAAGCCCUGGAUCGCGAUGGAAAAAAGGGAAAUUGCUGGGGAUGGGCAGUUUUGGACAUGUGUAUCUUGGUUUUAACAGUGAAAGUGGUGAGAUGUGUGCAAUGAAAGAGGUCACUCUAUGCUCAGAUGAUCCAAAGUCAAGGGAGAGUGCACAACAAUUAGGCCAAGAAGUAGCAGUUCUUAGCCGGUUACGACACCCAAAUAUAGUGCAGUAUUAUGGCUCUGAAACUAUAGAUGACAAGCUGUAUAUAUAUCUGGAGUAUGUCUCCGGUGGUUCAAUCUAUAAGCUGCUUCAAGAAUACGGACAAUUCGGCGAGAAUGCAAUCCGUAACUACACACAACAAAUUUUAUCAGGGCUUGCUUAUUUGCACGCCAAAAAUACUGUUCAUAGGGACAUCAAAGGAGCAAAUAUAUUGGUGGAUCCCCAUGGUCGCGUAAAAGUGGCUGAUUUUGGGAUGGCAAAACAUAUCACUGCGCAAUCUGGUCCUUUGUCAUUCAAGGGAAGCCCAUAUUGGAUGGCACCUGAGGUGAUAAAGAAUUCAAAUGGCAGCAACCUUGCGGUCGACAUAUGGAGUCUCGGAUGUACCGUUUUAGAAAUGGCUACUACGAAACCUCCAUGGAGCCAGUAUGAAGGGGUUCCUGCUAUGUUCAAGAUUGGAAACAGCAAGGAGCUUCCGGAUAUCCCUGAUCAUUUAUCUGAAGAGGGGAAAGAUUUUGUGAGAAAAUGCCUACAAAGAAACCCUUCAAAUCGUCCUUCAGCUGCUCAGCUUUUAGAUCACGCUUUUGUAAGAAACGCAAUGCCGAUGGAAAGGCCUAUUGUGAGUGCCGAGUCUGCAGAAACAAUGAAUGUACCUUCAAGCACCAUGAGAUUACUGGACAUUGGACACGCUAGGAGUCUUCCGUGCUUAGACUCGGAGGAUGCGGUCAGUUACCAGCAGAAAGGAUUAAAACCUGGCUUGGGAUUCAGGUAUCCAUUAGCCAUUCCGUUUCUACCUUUAUUUCCAAGCAUCAAACCAUCUUUGUGGCUCAAAUUUCCUCCUUUUGGUCACAGUAUAUCGCAGUCUCCUAGGAACAUGUCGUGCCCGAUUUCACCAGUGGGUAGUCCAAUCUUUCACUCGCAUUCACCACACAUCAGCGGAAGAAGAUCUCCAUCCCCAAUAUCUAGUCCCCACGCUCUCUCCGGUUCAUCAACACCUUUAACAGGUUGCGGUGGAGCCAUCCCGUUCCAUCACCAAAGACAAACUACAAUCAACUUCUUGCAAGAAGGCAUAGGAUCUAGCAGAAGCCCUGGGAGUGGCGGAAACUUCUACACCAACAGUUUUUUUCAGGAGCCUAGACAGCAAGAUCGGCCGCGGAGUAGUCCAAGGACGCCUCCUCAUAUAUUUUGGGACAACAACGGUUCGAUCCAACCAGGCUAUGGUUGGAACAAGGACAACCAGCCAGUCCUAUCUGAUCAUGUGUCCCAACAGCUCUUAAGUGAGCAUCUGAAACUGAAGUCCCUCGACCUGAGACCCGGUUUUUCAACUCCCGGUUCGACAAACAGAGGACCCUAA